This is a messenger RNA of Suncus etruscus (white-toothed pygmy shrew), 1441 nucleotides long. It is a transcript of the gene ANGPTL6, whose product is annotated as angiopoietin like 6. NCBI's taxonomy places the organism in Eukaryota, Metazoa, Chordata, Mammalia, Eulipotyphla, Soricidae. The coding region runs from base 1 to 1419 and encodes 472 amino acids. The record is from RefSeq and is a predicted model, not a curated record. The transcript has 5 exons.
AUGACGGCGCCGCUGGGUCUGCCACCAGCCCUGCUGCUCCUGCUGGGCCCGUGGUGGGCGUGGGCCGGCGGGCGCUGCACCUACACCAUCGUGCUUGCUCCGCAGAAGCACACGGGCGCCUCCAUGUGCUGGAGCGGGGCCCCGGUCAGGCGGCCGGCUUCCCCGGACGCCGCGAACGCCAGCGAGGUGGAGGCGCUGCGCAUGCGCGUGGACCAGCUCGAGGCGCUGCUGCGGGAGCUGCGCGCGCAGCUGCGGUCCGAGCCGGGAGUGGGGCCGGACCAAGGAGCGGGGCUUGAGCCCUCUCCGGGGGCGGAGUCAGGACCCGGAGCGAGACCAGAGACGUCACAGGAGGCGGGGCCAGGAGUAUCUCCAGGGGCGGAGUCAGGAGCAGGGGCGGAGUCAGGAGCAGGGGUGGGGCCCGGCUCCUCCCUGGCCCUGCUCCAGCAACAAGUGCUCAAUGCAUCCAUCGAGGCCCAGAGUGCCAGAGCCGGCCUCCAUCAGCUGGGCACCAAGUUCCAAGAGCUGGCCAAGCUGGUCAGCCAACAGAGCGGCCUCAUCGCCCGCCUGGAGCGGCUCUGUCCCGGAGGAGAUGCGGUUGGACAGCAGCAGGUUCUGCCACCGGCUAUUCCAGUCAGCCUGGGGGGAGGUAGCAGUGCCAGCAGCAGAAGGUUGGACCCCGAGUCCCAGAGAGAGCAGAGUUGGAGGAUGCAGAGGCCUCUGGCCUCCCCACUGUCUGCAGGGCGCCCAGCUGUGCCCACCAAACCAACUGGCCCAUGGCAGGAUUGUGCUGAUGCCCAGCAGGCCGGGCAUGGACAGAGUGGCGUGUAUGAGCUGCGGCUGGGCCGCUACGUGGUGUCAGCCUGGUGCGAGCAGCAGUUGGAAGGUGGAGGCUGGACUGUGAUCCAGAGGCGGCAAGAUGGUUCAGUCAACUUCUUCACCACCUGGCAGCACUACAAGGUGGGUUUUGGGCAGCCAGAUGGUGAAUACUGGCUGGGGCUUGAACCUGUGCACCAGCUGACCAGCCGCGGGGACCACGAGCUCCUGGUCCUCCUGGAAGACUGGGGAGGCCGCACGGCCCGCGCCCACUACGAUGGCUUCUCCUUGGAGCCCGAAAGCGACCAUUACCGCCUGCGUCUUGGCCAGUACCGUGGAGAUGCCGGAGAUUCGCUUUCCUGGCAUAAUGACAAGCCCUUUAGCACCAUGGACAGAGAUCGCGAUUCCUACUCUGGUAACUGUGCCCUGUACCAGCGGGGAGGCUGGUGGUACCAUGCUUGUGCCCAUUCCAACCUGAACGGCGUAUGGCACCGGGGAGGACACUACCGCAGCCGCUACCAGGAUGGCGUUUACUGGGCCGAGUUCCGAGGUGGGGCCUAUUCCCUAAAGAAGGCAACCAUGCUCAUCCGGCCCCUGAGGCUGUGACCAUUCAUCUUCCUGGGGAGGU